Molecule: messenger RNA, 1656 nt
Organism: Yarrowia lipolytica CLIB122
Lineage: Eukaryota; Fungi; Ascomycota; Dipodascomycetes; Dipodascales
Biological process (GO): proteolysis
Molecular function (GO): serine-type endopeptidase activity
Source: RefSeq, a predicted model, not a curated record
AUGAAGCUCGCUACCGCCUUUACUAUUCUCACUGCCGUUCUGGCCGCUCCCCUGGCCGCCCCUGCAGAAGCUUUCCUUUUCCUUUUGGCUGGUUUUGCAGCCAAAAUAUCUGCAUCAAUGACAAACGAAACUAGCGAUAGACCUUUGGUCCACUUCACACCCAACAAGGGCUGGAUGAAUGACCCAAAUGGGUUGUGGUACGAUGAAAAAGAUGCCAAAUGGCAUCUGUACUUUCAAUACAACCCAAAUGACACCGUAUGGGGUACGCCAUUGUUUUGGGGCCAUGCUACUUCCGAUGAUUUGACUAAUUGGGAAGAUCAACCCAUUGCUAUCGCUCCCAAGCGUAACGAUUCAGGUGCUUUCUCUGGCUCCAUGGUGGUUGAUUACAACAACACGAGUGGGUUUUUCAAUGAUACUAUUGAUCCAAGACAAAGAUGCGUUGCGAUUUGGACUUAUAACACUCCUGAAAGUGAAGAGCAAUACAUUAGCUAUUCUCUUGAUGGUGGUUACACUUUUACUGAAUACCAAAAGAACCCUGUUUUAGCUGCCAACUCCACUCAAUUCAGAGAUCCAAAGGUGUUCUGGUAUGAACCUUCUCAAAAAUGGAUUAUGACGGCUGCCAAAUCACAAGACUACAAAAUUGAAAUUUACUCCUCUGAUGACUUGAAGUCCUGGAAGCUAGAAUCUGCAUUUGCCAAUGAAGGUUUCUUAGGCUACCAAUACGAAUGUCCAGGUUUGAUUGAAGUCCCAACUGAGCAAGAUCCUUCCAAAUCUUAUUGGGUCAUGUUUAUUUCUAUCAACCCAGGUGCACCUGCUGGCGGUUCCUUCAACCAAUAUUUUGUUGGAUCCUUCAAUGGUACUCAUUUUGAAGCGUUUGACAAUCAAUCUAGAGUGGUAGAUUUUGGUAAGGACUACUAUGCCUUGCAAACUUUCUUCAACACUGACCCAACCUACGGUUCAGCAUUAGGUAUUGCCUGGGCUUCAAACUGGGAGUACAGUGCCUUUGUCCCAACUAACCCAUGGAGAUCAUCCAUGUCUUUGGUCCGCAAGUUUUCUUUGAACACUGAAUAUCAAGCUAAUCCAGAGACUGAAUUGAUCAAUUUGAAAGCCGAACCAAUAUUGAACAUUAGUAAUGCUGGUCCCUGGUCUCGUUUUGCUACUAACACAACUCUAACUAAGGCCAAUUCUUACAAUGUCGAUUUGAGCAACUCGACUGGUACCCUAGAGUUUGAGUUGGUUUACGCUGUUAACACCACACAAACCAUAUCCAAAUCCGUCUUUGCCGACUUAUCACUUUGGUUCAAGGGUUUAGAAGAUCCUGAAGAAUAUUUGAGAAUGGGUUUUGAAGUCAGUGCUUCUUCCUUCUUUUUGGACCGUGGUAACUCUAAGGUCAAGUUUGUCAAGGAGAACCCAUAUUUCACAAACAGAAUGUCUGUCAACAACCAACCAUUCAAGUCUGAGAACGACCUAAGUUACUAUAAAGUGUACGGCCUACUGGAUCAAAACAUCUUGGAAUUGUACUUCAACGAUGGAGAUGUGGUUUCUACAAAUACCUACUUCAUGACCACCGGUAACGCUCUAGGAUCUGUGAACAUGACCACUGGUGUCGAUAAUUUGUUCUACAUUGACAAGUUCCAAGUAAGGGAAGUAAAAUAG